Physella acuta is the source of this 1799-nucleotide messenger RNA. RefSeq names its product 2-succinylbenzoate--CoA ligase-like. Lineage: Eukaryota; Metazoa; Mollusca; Gastropoda; Physidae. The record is from RefSeq and is a predicted model, not a curated record.
UGUAGGCCCUACUCAAAGUAAUCAAAAUUAUAAAGCUAGCCAUAUGCUACCAAUUGCAAGCAUUCAUUAAAACACAAAACUGGAUGGUUAGCUGGGGAUACAUACGAAGCUACUUAAACAUACUAACAAUGCCCUCUGCCGAUACCAUCAAUAAGCGGAUACAGCAUUUGGCCGAAGAAGAUCCUCAUAGAAAAAGUUUCUGCUUUAUCAAUAUGGAAAAUGUGGUGAUACCGUUGUCAAGGAAACAACUGCAUGAUUGGAGCAGACGAUACGCUUCUCGUCUGAAACGAUAUGGUAUCCAGAAAGGGGAUAUAAUUUGUUCUCUAAUGGCCAACUCAAGAACAAGAAUCGUAGUUGAUAUGGGAAUACUAAUGACUGGUGGCGUUGUUUGUAAUGGAUUGCCGACAUUCAAAGACGGUGAAGAUUUUUUCACCACCCUUAGAAACUCGAAAUGCUCCAUGAUCAUCACAUCGGUUGACCAUCCAACAUUCCAGAUGGUGAAACAGUAUUUUGUUACGAAAAACUUUGUUACGGGAAAACACACAGAAACUAUAAUCCCAAUCCAAUGUGACAAGGCACCGAAUUUGAAACAAGUGAUUGUGUACGAGUUGAGGAGCCACGAAGACCACACGAGUUUUCUUGCUGGUCUUGAUGAUGAAGACUUCUACGAGGCUGACGUCGCUCCUGAAGACGAUGCGUAUUAUUUCUCCACUUCAGGGAGUACAGGAUUGUCAAAACUGAUACCCAGAACACAUCGCGAAGUUCUGACUAUUUCGGGCGGCCACCCUGUCCUGCUAAAAGACGACAUCUACUUCAACGACCGCACGUUUGGCUGGCUCACCGGGUUCCCCCAUUUCUUCAUGUCUCAGGGCCUCCCUGUCUUAGUGCAGGAGAUAUUCGAUGGCAUCAAGCCGCGACAAGUGACAGACAUUUGGGAGGUUGCAUUGAACCUUGGUGCCACUUGUAAUUUUUUAUUCGCGGCAGACAUAAUGACACUAAAGAAGCCUUAUGAAGAAGGUGUUUUUAAGAAACGAAUCAGAGCAACGCUGUUAGGAGGUCAACCACUCAAACAGAAUGUUUUACAAGCGGCGAGCCUAGUGUCUGAGGUGAUAAUCACAUUUUAUGGCUCCGUCGAUACGGGCGUCAUUGCUCAUGGGACUGUUGAUACAAAAUCGAUGGGUAAGAUUAAGGAUUGCUUUGUCGGAAAGAACUACCCCUACAUGCAAAUCAGAUUAGUUGAUGAAACUACCAAAGAAGUGUUUACAGAACCGAAUCGUGUUGGACUCAUUCAUGUAAAAGGUAGCACAGUAACCAGACGUUACCUUAACACAACCGAGGUACCUGACGUCACAGACGAUGGCUGGACCAACAUUAAAGAUGCUGGAUAUUAUGAUGAAAACUGGAACCUAUACGUCAUCGGACGUCAGUCUGACGUCAUCGUGAGCGGAAUGUUUAACAUCUACCCACAGUGGAUUGAGGAGAGAGUACAGAAAUGUCCAGGGAUUGAGACUGUGGUCAUCGUAGGACUGCCCCACCCAGAGGCCACACAAGAGUUAUGUGUGUGUGUCGUCAAAGAACGCGACUCAACAUUAACUUAUGCCGAGCUGAAAGAUUUCUGUCAAGCGAUGUUUCUUGACGGAGCACUGAACUUCGCCUACGUCCCUGACAAGUUUGUCAUCAUGGAUAGCUUCCCCUUGCUCCCUGUAGGUAAAGUCAACAGGAAAGAAGUCGAGAAACUGGCGACGGAACAUUUUAAAAGCAUUUCCAUUUAAAAAACUUUUUUAAAUUCACUACUAUGA